This is a messenger RNA of Salmo salar (Atlantic salmon), 1811 nucleotides long. RefSeq names its product ER membrane protein complex subunit 8 (gene emc8). The record is from RefSeq and is a predicted model, not a curated record. Gene Ontology annotation, cellular component: EMC complex. NCBI's taxonomy places the organism in Eukaryota, Metazoa, Chordata, Actinopteri, Salmoniformes, Salmonidae.
GUACUUAGUUAUUCUUGCCUGUUUCACAGCGGUGUGUGUGCGUGUGUAGUAUGGUACCGGUGCAAACCACCAGAGAGAAGCCAAGCAGCGUACAUUUGUAGUAUGAUAUAACGUUACCGUCGUGACCAACAUACAACAUUAAUGCACUGUAACAUUCACGAAAAGUGACCUUUAUGUAGGUAGCUAGUUACAAGAGACUCGAUUACCGUAGUCAACCUGGCAGAGCUGUCACUGUCUCUCUGUGGUAUCGGGUAUGAUAUCCGUUGGCUAGCUGUCAAGCUAGCAGUCUCCAGACCAUCCUUGUACAAUUAGCUAGUUUAGUGUUUAUCUCGAAAUGAGAAUGAGUAUUAAAUUGACAACUCAGGCUUAUUGCAAGAUGCUUUUGCAUGCUGCUAAAUAUCCUCAUUGCGCCGUGAACGGAUUACUGGUUGCUGAGAAACAGAAGGAGAAGAAAAAAGACAGCCACUCCACUCCAAUCCUCUGUGUGGAUUGUAUACCACUAUUCCACGGCACACUUGCAUUAGCACCUAUGCUGGAAGUGGCACUUACAUUGAUUGACACGUGGUGUAAAGAGAACAAAUAUGUCAUAGCUGGGUAUUACCAAGCCAAUGAGCGCACAAAGGACUUCAGACCUAACCAGGUUGCUGAAAAAGUUGGGGCCAGGAUUGCAGAGAACUUCAGCGAAGCAGCAAUGAUUAUGGUGGACAGCACCAGAUUCACCAUGGGCUGCUAUGAGCCCAUAUUAGCCAUCUAUGACCACCAUGAAAACAAGUGGAAAUGCAGGGACUGUAAUGUGGACUGCUUUGAGGACUGGUGUGAGGCUCAGAAGAUCACGUCGGCUCUGCUGGAGGGCAGGUCCUACGAGAGCCUGAUUGACUUCGACAAUCACCUCGACGACCUCAGGAAUGACUGGACAAACCCUGAGAUCAACAAGUCUGUCCUGCACCUGUGCUAAGCCUCCAACCCGAGUGACUGCACUGCACUAGACAAAGACAUUGCGGCCAAAACGGCGUUGGACGUGCUAAUACUACUGUAGCGCAGGAAUGCUAAGUGCUGAAUGCUAAGUCUUUGUUCCCAGUGAAUUGCUCUCACAGGGAAGAGAGCUUUCGGAGCAUUGGCCAGUCUAUUUUCAUGGGCAAGCAGGACACAGGUACCAUUGGGAUCUUUGUUCCCGUAGUAGGGAGGAUCAAGGUGAUCAAGACCUUGGUGUCAUUCAAUGCAAUGUGUUAAUUUUCUUUCUCGUUUUUUGAGUACGGUUUUUGUAUGCUAAUAGUUAAUGAAGAUGUAUGCGUAAUUCUGAAUGGUAGGGAAACAUGAAUAUCAUUUAUUUACACUUAUAUUGAUACUUUAGGUUCUUCAGAAAUAGUAGUGUUACAGAGAUGAUAGACAUUAUAAAUUAUUGUUCUGAGAUUUGACUUAUUGAAAUAUUACAGAAUUGUAAUCAACAAGAGAUGUUUUUUUUUUUCACAACCUAUUAAGUCUUAAUGUUUAUAUUCUCUGAACUGUUUCCCUCCUGUUUUUCUUAUAAGAGAUAGCUUAGUAUUUAUUUGUUAAAAGAUGAUCUGAUUAUUCUUUACUUUAUUUGCUGAAAUGAACCUUGUUAUUGCAUAAGUAAUAAACUGUAAGUCACUUGGGAUAAAAGCAUCUGCUAAAUGUCCAUGUUAUUAUUAUUGAUUCAUGAAUUAUAUAUUUCGGGUUGGAUUAAGAUAUAAAAGCCUAAGUAAAAUAAUUUGUGAGGUUUUGAUAUGUUAAACCUUUUUGUUAAAAAAAUGUUUGGACUGAAUGUACAAAUAAAAUUUAACCUUUUCAGA